AUAGCUGUGUCUUUUUAUGAGUUAAAAGUGUUUUCUCUUUUACCAGGACCAAAAGUGCACCCUUUUGCAGAGAUAAAGGACCAUUUGUGUUUAGCAUUAUAUUAUAGGGACCUAAGUUUAGCCUACCAUUCAUUUCAGCCACUCAAAUUUUAUCUUUUGUGCUUCACCCAUUUGUUUCUUGAUAUUCAUAUUGUCAUUUCUUCUAUCCUUUUCUCAAAUAUCUCUUGCAGUGAUUUGAAGCUAUAUUAUUAAAGGUAAGUUUCUCUUAAUGAUUGUCAUUUGAUUUAUGUUUUAGAGAAAAAUAGCUUUUGUAGGUGGCUUAUCAAUGUCUAAUUUAGGUCUUUGCACUAGAUCUAUUUCUGUAGCUGACGUGUCGAAUGGGUUUUGAACCACAAUCUUCCAAAAUUUUUAGUUUAUGGGUUUUGAACCACAAUCUUUUUUGCUGGAUCCAUAGCUUUUAAGACUAGCUCUGUACAUGUAAGUAAGGACUUCUUUGUCACUGCAGACUGCAGUUCAACUUGUUCAACUUGUUGGCCUCUCCCCCCAGAUUUGCAAGUUGAGUUAGCCUCUCUGUGCCAAUGAUUAACAAGAAAUGGAAUUUAGGCCUAACUCAACACCAAAAGCUAACUGAGGAGGUGAGGAUUGUCCAAACCAUAUAAAGAGGCCAAAUGCUCCUUAAACUACUGGUUUCAGGUCAUAAUCACAACGGACAAAAACAGGAAUAGUACAGUAGAUAUGGCUUAUGCAAGUGUGGCUUCUCUUAAUAGAACAAUAGAAAUUGUGCUCUCUUCAUGAAAAGUUAGUUCCCUGUAAGUAUUUAUCAAGAACUUUGAGAAAAGCAGUGUUUUGGAAGAAAUGACAGAUGUGGAAGUACAUAUAAAAGACAAAGACAAACAAACAUCAAAGGAAUCACUGGUUCAAGAUUUUUCAAGUUCAGCAGAAGAUAUUCUAGAUGUCAGGAACAAUAUGGUUGGACGUGAUGAUCAUAGGAGAAGGUUGUUAGAAGAUAUGACUACAGGUUACUCUGGCGAACCCAAAGUCAUCUCAAUUAUUGGGAUGGGAGGAGUAGGUAAGACAAUCUUAUAUCUCAUUUUGAUGUUCAUGUUUGGGCUAUUGUAUCUCAACAACACAGUGUAAAGGAUAUCUUGACAUUCAAUCAAAAUGGAUGACACCGUUAAGAUGAAAGGUGAGGCAAAGCUAGCAGACAUGCUGCAGAAAAGUUUAAAGAGAAAGAGGUACUUAAUUUUCAUGGAUGACAUCUGGAAUAGUGAAGUGUAGGAUGACCUGAGAUAAUGCUUUCCAAGUCAGAUUAAUGGGAGUAGAAUAUUGUUGAUUACCCAUAACAAUGAAGUAGCUUGUUACGUUGGUACAGAGAAUCUUUCUUUGCAGAUGGGCUUCAUGGAUCAAGACGAGAGUUGGAACCUUUUUAAAAGUGCUGCAUUUUCAAAUGAAGCAUUACCUUCUGAGUUCGAGACUAUUGGGAAGCAAAUCCUAGACAAAUGUCAAGGGCUACAAUUAACUAUUGUUGGGGUUGCUGGGCUUUUGCGCAAAUCUAGAAAGACAAUAGAAGAUUGGGAAAGUGUUGUAAAUUAUGUCGAGUCAUUUGUCACAAAUGAUCCUGAUAAACAAUGUUCACAUGUGCUUGGGUUGAGUUACAAUCACUUGACCAGCGAUCUAAAAGCACGUCUUCUGUAUUUCGAAAUAUUUCUUCAAGACAUUGAGAUUCCAGUGAAGAAUUUGAUGAGAUUAUGGAUGGAUGAGGGGUUCCUGAAUUUGGAAAAAGACUUAGAAGGAGAGGCUGACAAGUGUUUACAAGAUCUUAUCAACAGAUGUCUAGUUCUCGUCAGCGAGAAAAGUCUAGAUGAAACAAAAAUUAGAUCAUAUAAGGUUCAUGAUAUGAUGUACGACCUGUGCUUGAGAGAAGUUCAAAGGGGAAACGUUUUUAUCAUGAACGACAUUAUGUUUGAAAAAUCAGAUGCAAAAAAGAAAAGCUCAAAUCCAUGAUUUCGUACUUGAUUGUGAUCCAAAUGAUGUUUCUUCAGAGCGUCAAUCUCUCAGUAUCCAUAAAAUGCAGCCCUUUAAGCGCUGGACUGGUGAUGAAAUUUCUGAUCUUCCGUAUGGUCUUUGUAGGGCCCUUCGUAUCCCUGGACAUCAUCAGUUGACAGAUGAUGGUGACAACAACAAUCUUUUGAAACAAACUCGUUCUAUUUUCGUUUGUGGUUAUCAUUCUUCAACUUUUAUUCUCAAAUCAGAGCUUAUUCAUUUCAAAUUCCUCAAAAGUCUUAGACUUGAGUCCAGUAGAGAUUGAUAUUUUCCCUCUACAAAUACUCAGCCUCAUCUGGUUUAGGUAUCUUGCAUAACCCUCUGCCCUUGGAAUCUUGACAUGCCUCCAGAAAUUUGCAAGUUAUGGAAUCUGCAGACAUUCAUCGUUGAAGGGUAAUGCUCAAUCAAAUUUCCCACUCGGAUUUUUCAAAUAUACAAACUAUUUGUUACUUGUCUCAACGUUGCAUGAAGGAGCUUCGGAAAUUCAGAAUGUUAAAAAAAUUAGGAAUAAGAGGAGAUGAGGAAUGACUAUGAAAGUUUUUGGGAAUCUGAACUUUUCAACAAUCUUGUCCAUCUGCAUCAACUUGAAACAUUGAGCUUAAAAAAAUUCUAGUUGGAGAUCAGGCAUUUUGCCAGCGACCAUUCCAAGUGUAUAUGCUUUUCUAGCAAUGCUCAAGACGUUAAAAUUGGAAAGAACUUUCUAAGUUGGUCGUACUUGGACAUCAUAGUGAGUUGCCUAACCUUGAGGUGCUGAAGCUGGUGUUUCAUGCUUGUCGUGGUAAAGUAUGGUAUCCAAUUGUUAGGGGAUUUAAUCGCUUGAAGCUUUUGCUAAUCAACAGUAAUAAAGUUCAAGUACUGGAAAGCCACAAAUGACAAUUUUUCUGUCCUUGAGCGCCUCAUUAUUAGAUUUUGCCAUGAUUUGGACGAGAUACCCAUUGAGUUUGCAGACAUCCACUCGCUAUAACUCAUUGAGUUAAAAUGGUGUAAUCCUAAACUCGAGGGCAUCCAUUGCACGAAUUUGACAAGAACAAGAAGACCUCGGAAACAACCCCGUGCAUGUUCAUAUCUCCAAUGCAUUAAUUCCAUGCAAGUAUAUAUCUAUCAUGGUUACAUCUAUAAUAAUGUGAAUUAUAGUGUUUGCCAGUAUAAAGAAAAGAUCCCAACAUAAUUUACUUCCCUUACUUCAUUCAGCUAAUGAUUAUGAUGCUUAUGUUAAUGAUGGUGGUGUUGAUGAUGAUAAUGAAGAUUCUGAUAACGGUGAUGGAAGAACUGUUCCAAUUUGUCAUGGAUAGUUGUAUCUCAAGAUGUUUAGAGAAACAUGUUAUAGACUGAUGCUAGUUCAUCACACUGUUUUUCAUGAUGUAAAUGUAUUACGUUCUUGGUUUUAGAGUAUGAAAUUAUACAUCAAUAUAUUUGCAACUCA
Molecule: messenger RNA, 3466 nt
Organism: Capsicum annuum
Lineage: Eukaryota; Viridiplantae; Streptophyta; Magnoliopsida; Solanales; Solanaceae
Product: putative late blight resistance protein homolog R1A-10
Exons: 2
Coding region: 1390-2004 (204 amino acids)
Biological process (GO): defense response to other organism
Molecular function (GO): ADP binding
Source: RefSeq, a predicted model, not a curated record